UUUGUUCUAACCCUACAGUGUUCUCUCCGCAGGUCCGUUUACUCGACCUCAUCCGGCCUUAUGGCGAAUGGUUUUUGGACUCAGUGUGCUCUACUUCCUGUUCCUGGUCUUCCUCCUCUUCCUGAACUUUGAGCAGGUGAAAUCCCUAAUGUACUGGCUAGAUCCGAAUCUUCGAUACGCCACGAGGGAAGCAGAUGUCAUGGAGUAUGCUGUGAACUGCCAUGUUAUCACCUGGGAGAGGAUUAUCAGCCAUUUUGAUAUAUUUGCAUUUGGACAUUUCUGGGGUUGGGCUAUGAAGGCCUUGUUGAUCCGUAGUUAUGGUCUCUGCUGGACCAUCAGUAUUACGUGGGAGCUAACGGAGCUUUUCUUCAUGCAUCUCCUGCCCAAUUUUGCUGAGUGCUGGUGGGAUCAGGUCAUUCUGGACAUCCUGUUGUGCAACGGCGGUGGCAUCUGGUUGGGCAUGGUCGUUUGCCGGUUUUUAGAGAUGAGGACUUACCACUGGGCAAGCUUCAAGGACAUCCACACCACCACCGGGAAAAUCAAAAGGGCUGUGCUCCAGUUCACUCCUGCUAGCUGGACCUACGUCCGAUGGUUUGACCCUAAAUCUUCAUUUCAGAGAGUGGCUGGAAUAUACCUUUUCAUGAUCAUCUGGCAGCUGACUGAGUUGAAUACCUUCUUCCUGAAACAUAUCUUUGUGUUCCAAGCCAGUCAUCCAUUAAGUUGGUGUAGAAUUCUCUUUAUUGGUGGCAUCACGGCUCCCACAGUGAGACAGUACUAUGCUUACCUCACCGACACACAGUGCAAACGCGUGGGAACACAGUGCUGGGUUUUUGGGGUCAUUGGUUUCCUGGAAGCAAUUGUUUGCAUAAAAUUUGGACAAGAUCUCUUCUCUAAGACCCAAAUACUCUAUGUUAUACUUUGGCUUCUUUGUGUGGCUUUCACCACCUUCCUGUGUCUGUAUGGCAUGGUGUGGUAUGCAGAUCACUAUGGUCACCGAGAAAAGACCUACUCAGAGUGUGAAGACGGCACCUACAGUCCAGAUAUCUCCUGGCCUCACAGGAAAGGUACAAAAGGUUCUGAAGACAGCCCACCCAAGCAUCCAGGCAACAACGAAAGCCAUUCUUCCAGAAGAAGGAAUCGACAUUCCAAGUCGAAAGUCACCAAUGGAGUUGGAAAGAAAUGAAAGACCCUGGUUAAUCAAAGAUGUUCCAGAGAGUGCCUAGAACUAAGAGGGAAACGGAAUCAUUUGGGCCUCCCUGCUAGGAGGUUAAAACAUACAGUGCAAACGGGAAGAGGAGAGGGGACUUUCAGGGUGUCGUUAUUUGAGGGUGUAAGUCUUGCUUCCCAUAGACCUGGCCACAUCAGGCAGACCACUGCCUGGGGCCCUUUGCCAACGUGGAGUCUGUUCUAACGUCAGCACUUGGCAUGCGGUCACCAGUAGCAGUACAGUGUGUUCGAAGGAAAAGGUAGCUAUUUACUCACAGUUGCCAAGAGCAGCUUUGUGCUUGUGUGUAUUGUGGAUACCUGUUAAACAUCUUCAUUCGGACACGACAUUAACCGUACAGUUAAUGUACUGGUCACCAGUUUUGGUUUUUUAUGACUCUGCCUUUCCAUUUGAUUGGUUUACAUUCUGGACACUUUCCUGUCUUUUGUUUCAUUGUUGUUUUUUUGUUUUUAAGUUAGGGUGCUUAAAAGCCUUCAGAAGCCGCUGCUGAAAUUGAAUUGGGGAGGGCUACCCUCUCUUCUAGAAAAACAAAAGGGAGAGCUUUUGUGUUACUGAUUAGCAAACCUCAUACCCUUUUUAGGACCUUAAACCACACGGCGGAUGUAAACCAGUCUGAGGAAAGGUUAGCUACCCAUAUAGGAUCCUGGGCUUCAGAUUAAAACCUUUUUUGGUACCAUUCUGAAUGUCACUGUCCAGGCUUAUCCACACACAGUGCACAGACGUGAACCUGCUCGAGAGGCAGUGCACACCGCGGCUUCUGCCCCAGCCAGGUGCCUUUUACAUUUUGUGUUCCUUCCAUGGUGUGUUGCUGACAUUGUCUUUUAAUCCUAUGUGAGGUGCUGGUGAGUAUUACCUUUCAUCCAUGCCAUGCUCUAGAAUGUUUACCUGAUAGUUUUAUCACUUCUGAUGGCUCCUUGUUUUAAAUAAAACAAUUCACAUUAAAGCCCAUCAAAGAUCUGUCUGUAAAA
Molecule: messenger RNA, 2193 nt
Organism: Hipposideros armiger (great roundleaf bat)
Lineage: Eukaryota; Metazoa; Chordata; Mammalia; Chiroptera; Hipposideridae
Gene: PTDSS1
Product: phosphatidylserine synthase 1
Exons: 11
Coding region: 68-1183 (371 amino acids)
Biological process (GO): phosphatidylserine biosynthetic process
Molecular function (GO): L-serine-phosphatidylethanolamine phosphatidyltransferase activity
Source: RefSeq, a predicted model, not a curated record